GCUCUUGUUGUGGUGGUUGUUGCCAAGGGGGGGGAAGCCCCGAAACUUCCCUGGGAUUCGCAAGUGGGAGCCAAAGUGUCGGGCAAGUUGAAAGGAUGGAGCUGCACAGCUUGCAGGAGGCGUUAAAAGUGGAAAUCCAAAGUCAUCAGAAACUAGUUGCACAGAUGAAGCAAGAUCUACAGAACGGUGAUCUUAAGAAACAAAUCCAUGAGAGGCAAUCGAGAAUAGCAGCUCUUAAUGACAAACAAGGUUUGGGAACCAUUACUGCAGUGCCCAUUAAAGUCCCUCAGGUCAGCUCCUUACAGAGGUUGGCCGGACAAAGACCAGCAGUGCUACCUCAGGUUAGGCCAAAGACCCUGAUUCCAGACAGCCUCCCUGUUUCUCCAUGCAGAGACCAACUUUCGAAACAACCUCCUACAUUCCAAAAGGCAACUGUUGUCAGCAUCAAAAACCCAACUCCUGCCCUCCCGACUGCCAAUAACACUGUUAGCCAUGUACAGACAUUCAAUAGCCAGUUGCAAAGUGUUGCUGAACCUACAGCUAUUUCAUCACCCCUGAGCAGCACCGGGGUGGCCUAUGCCAUCAUAUCUACGUCCCCCAACAGCGUAACUCCCAUCAGCACUAGCAGUGCAACUGUCUCCGUGGUUAAAGACAGCAUCAAAGUGCAACCGCUCCUCAUCAGUGCCGACAGCAAGGUCAUCAUCAUUCAACCUCAAGUUCAAGCCCAGGCAGAAAUUAAAGUGGAGACAAAGAAGCCUCCUGAAGAGUCAGCUCAGGGACUGCCUGCUACCAAAAAGAAAAAGGAAGAGAAUCCAGAGAAAAUUGCCUUCAUGGUAGCAUUAGGCCUGGUUACAACAGAAUACCUGGAAGAAAUCCAGAGCAAACGUCAAGAGAGAAAGAGAAGGAGCACAGCCAACCCAGCCUACAGUGGACUCUUGGAAACAGAGAGGAAACGCCUUGCAUCAAAUUAUUUGAAUAAUCCCUUGUUCCUAUCCACAAGAGCCAAUGAGGAUCCAUGUUGGAAGAAUGAAAUCGGCCAUGAUGAACACUGUUCAGCAUGCAAGCGUGGUACCAACUUGCAGCUCUGUGGAAUGUGUCCCAGAGCCUAUCACCUCAACUGCUUGGACCCUCCCUUAAAGACAGCUCCCAAAGGGGUCUGGGUCUGCCCCAAGUGCCAAGAAAAGGUGUUCAAGAAAGAGGAAAGCACACCAUGGUCUGGAACGCUGGCUAUCGUUCAGUCCUAUGUUACUCAUAAAACAGUCAAAGAAGAGGAAAAAAGGAAGUUAUUAAAGAGAAGCAGUGAAUUGAGGGAAGAAUAUAGGCAGCUAGAAGAAAAAGAAAACCUUCUCAACACUGCAACAAAGAAGCGCUUAGAGCUAAAAAACAGCCUCUUGGCCCAGCAGAAAGGGGUCCAGUUAUCGCUGGAACGCCUCAAAACUCUCAUUAGACUGAUUCAGAAUGAGCCGAUGAUUCAGGUUACCAUGACAACCACCACCACCUCCUCCCUGCUGACUGUUCCCUGGAUCAAGCCUUCUUCUGCCUCAGCUGCUGCGGUACACAAAGCCCUGCAGCCAACACAGGGUAACAAUUGACGGAGGAGGCCGGAGCACCUUUUUCUUCACCAAGAAAGGGAACCGCCUCCCCCUGCAGGAAACACUCUAGGCACAUGCAAGACCAAGGGAUACACGACAACUGCAGCGAGGAGGAAACUGAAGGAAAAAGGCUAUGUUGGUCUGUCUGUUGGUAAACCUAUCCCAAUCCGCUGGGCGUUACAGCCACUUCCCAGAGAGCAGGUCCUGCUGCAGUUCCGUACUGCUGAGAUCUUUGGUGCUUGCGAGAUUUUUUUUCUUCUUUCAUUACGUUGGCCUUAAUGUGUCUAUGAAGGAAUAUGAACAACUGAGGAGCCUUCGUUGGCCACCAGGGCAGAGUGGGUGGGUAGGCAGGUGGGUGGGGUGGAGUAUUGUUUUGGGUAGGACAGACAGUUGGGGAGGAGUUUGCCUUCUAAAAGAAAAAAAAUAGUUUUAAAUGCAAAGAUUUAGUGAGAUAGUAUGCAGGUAGAUGGUAAAAGGGGAGCAAGAAUGAGAAACUGGUGACGUUGAGGGUCGGGGUGGAACAAAUGGCUUAGAACUCAAUGCGGAUUCUUGAUUUUAAAAUUCACAAGGUCUGUCCCAUUGAUUCAGGUUGAACGAAGCAUGAGCUGUUUGAGAAGAAUUACGUUUGUGAGACACUCACAGAGCCUUUGGAAUCAAAUCUUUUUUUUCCAGUAUUAUAGUUGAGAAUCGCAGAUAUUUAAAUUAAAAAACAUUGUAUGAAAUUAGCAUUUCUAGUGAAAUAUUGAAGUAUUUUCAUGCUGAUGCUUCUGUAUAUGCGUUCUGAAGUAUUUAAAGAGGUAAGCCUGUAAAAAAAACCUGUUAAAUUUUGCAGGGCCUUUUGACUUAUUUUGCUAUUAAUGUAUUUUUCUCAUGGAGUUUUUUGUGCAAGGUUUUAGCAUAAACCAUAAAAGUGACAAAUAUCUUCAGCAGGUUGGAUCUUUAUUUUUUGUAUGUUUUGUUAAAGAAAGAAAGCAAAUAAGCUUUUUUCUGUUUUGCUUCUUCUGUCUCAACAGUACAAAUGAUAUGCCAAAUAACUUUACACUUUUGUACUGCAUUUUUACUGUGAAGUAUGGAAUGUGAAAAAUAUUUUUUUUCUCCUUUUUUCUUUCUUUCGUUACUUUUUGCUUGCAGAACUGUCUGCUAAAUAGUACAGGAAAUAAACUGCCUCAAGGGGUUACUUCUUUUAGUCAAUAGAUUAAGAGCUUUGGGGGUGGGAGAGGAUGUCAGAUUCUAAAGAACUGGUUGCUUGUUUGUUUGUUUGUUUGUUUUGAAAAAGGAACUAUUUUUUCUAUUUUUUAAUCACACAUGAAACAUUCAGUAUUAGCCUGAGAUAAUGCUAGAGAACCUGCUUCUUUCUCAUGAGCUAGUCUUCCUGAUGCAACAAGGGGCAAUUCUGGCCCCAUCAUAGGCCAAGAGGCAUCUAUGCUCGAAACCUAGGCUUGCCAACCUCCAGGUAGUAGCUGGAGAUCUCCU
Messenger RNA from Heteronotia binoei (common prickly gecko), 3065 nucleotides. It is a transcript of the gene PHF21B, whose product is annotated as PHD finger protein 21B. The transcript has 14 exons. The record is from RefSeq and is a predicted model, not a curated record. Bases 96 to 1592 code for a protein of 498 amino acids. Lineage: Eukaryota; Metazoa; Chordata; Lepidosauria; Squamata; Gekkonidae.